Molecule: messenger RNA, 381 nt
Organism: Plasmopara halstedii
Lineage: Eukaryota; Oomycota; Peronosporomycetes; Peronosporales; Peronosporaceae
Product: 60s ribosomal protein l22
Exons: 2
Coding region: 1-381 (126 amino acids)
Biological process (GO): cytoplasmic translation
Cellular component (GO): ribosome
Molecular function (GO): structural constituent of ribosome; RNA binding
Source: RefSeq, a predicted model, not a curated record
AUGGCUCCUAUUCAACAAAAAGGAAAGAAGAUCAGCAAGAAGCAGUUGCUGAAGUUUACGAUUGACUGCACGAUCCCCGUGGACGAUCAUGUGCUGGACCCUGCUUCGUUUGAGAAAUUCUUGCACGACCGCAUUAAGAUUAAUGGAAAAACUGGUGUGCUUGGUGAAUCCGUCAAGAUCACUCGUGAGAAGACCAAACUUCAGAUUGUGGCCAUGCCUCCGUUUAGCAAACGCUACCUCAAGUAUUUGACUAAGAAGUACCUGAAAAAGCAGCAAUUGCGUGACUAUCUUCACGUGAUUGCGUCAGACAAGUCAACGUACGAGCUUCGCUACUUCAACAUCCACGAUGCUGGUAAUGACGCGGAUGAGGACGACGAGUAA